AUGAAAUCCGAAUUUUCGGAGGACGUUACAAUAGUUUUUUCAAAUGAAUGUAGUAUAGAGUUCAAUAGCCAAAAAUUGGCCUCAGAGAUUGCUCUCGAAUAUUUAAAUAUUAAAUGUAAAACUAGAUGUAUACCAUUGACCUCGUUUCUAGAAUUUAAAACAGAAUCGGAACAUGGAAACAUAAAUAAAUUGACAAAUGGGAUUAAAAUGGAUCACGGACCCAAAAAUAUUGUAAAAAAUGGCUGUUGUUCAACCCACAAGAAUGAAUUAAGGACCCUUAUGUUCAUUUUUGAACAUCGCAAAAGAAAUUCGGAUAUAAUUAAGCUAGAAAACACCUUGAACGAUUGGCUGUGUGAUUUUAGAGUUGACAAGAGCGAUUUUGUGAAUUCACAAGUAGUUUUUGUUCUUCAAGACGAUUCAACCGAGGAUUCCACUCAUUCUGAUCAGUUUAUUACAAAUUUGAAGAAGCUAUUCACAGAUUUAGGGUUUAAAUUGUUGGUAGAUGACAAUUUCUAUAUCAAGAAUGGAGACAUUGGCCAAAUAUUAUCAAUGAUCGACUACAUAGCAGAAAAAAAGGAAUCAUAUUUGGAGAGUUUAAAAAACGGAGAACAGUCAAAUAGGAGUGAAGAGAACCACAAGGAGGACUCUGAAGAUAUUGAGUCUGACGAAGAUGAGGAUGAGGAUUCAGAAGGGGAUAUAGAGAAUCUGGGAGAAUCGAAUAGACAAAUGACGACACCAACGCAGAGGAAAAGACUGAUAAAGCAGGGAUACAGACUUGUAGGAGAACACAGCGCAGUUAAGUUGUGCAGAUGGACCAAAUCAAGAGUUAGGGGACACGGAGGAUGCUACAAGCACACCUUCUACGGAAUCAACUCGAACCAGUGCAUGGAAAUGACGCCAAGUCUAGCCUGCGCAAACAAGUGCGUCUUCUGCUGGAGACAUCACACAAACCCAGUGGGAACGAAGUGGAAGUGGGAAACAGACGAAGCAGAGUUCAUAGUGUCAGAGUCAAUCAAAGCACACCUGAAGCUGAUAAAGGAGCUCAGAGGAAUAUUCGACACUAAGAUGGAAAGAUUCAACGAAGCACUGAAAAUAAGGCACUGCGCACUGUCGCUGGUAGGAGAGCCAAUAAUGUACCCACAAAUCAACGAGCUCAUAGAAGAGCUUCACAAGAAUGAGAUUUCGACGUUCCUGGUGACGAACGCGCAGUUCCCGAAGAAAGUGGAGAGUUUGGUGCCAGUAACGCAGCUGUACGUAUCAAUAGACGCUCCAGAUAAAGUGAGCCUGAAAAACAUAGAUCGGCCCCUGUUCAGAGACUUCUGGGAAAGGUUCCUGAGGUGUGUAGAGAACCUGAAGGAUCGCAAGGAGAGGACAGUGUUUAGGCUGACACUGGUACGUAAUUUCAACAUGACGGAGCAGAAGACGGAGAUAGAAGGGUACGCAAACCUGAUGAAGCUGGGAGAGCCUGACUUUGUGGAGAUCAAGGCAGUGACGUUUUGCGGCACAGUGCACGACAACGCAAUAACGAUGAAGAACGUGCCGUGGCACGACGAGGUUGUGGAGUACGCAAGGGCGCUGGUCAACAUAGACGACUACGUCAGAGACCACUACGACCUGGUGUGCGAGCACAGACACUCGUGCUGCGUCCUAAUAGCAAAGAAGAGCUACUUUGUAAACGGAAAGUGGAACACAUGGAUUGACUACCCAAUGUUCAACAAACUGGUGACGAGCGGAAGGGAGUUCACGGGGCUUGACUACUCGUGCGAAACCCCGGAAUGGGCGCUGUUCGGGUCCCCUGAGGAGGGGUUUGACCCGGAGGACACAAGGUUAGAGGUAUUUGUAAACAAAACCAUGUAG
Molecule: messenger RNA, 1857 nt
Organism: Theileria orientalis strain Shintoku
Lineage: Eukaryota; Apicomplexa; Aconoidasida; Piroplasmida; Theileriidae
Product: tRNA wybutosine-synthesizing protein 1 homolog
Exons: 8
Coding region: 1-1857 (618 amino acids)
Biological process (GO): wybutosine biosynthetic process
Molecular function (GO): 4 iron, 4 sulfur cluster binding; catalytic activity
Source: RefSeq, a predicted model, not a curated record